GAUUUGCCUGUCCGUCAGCACUGUUUUCAUCGAGAACUGGUUUACAAUUCUAAACAACGAUUUGUGUAAACAAUCUCCUAUAAUGGGAUCCUUGGUUUAUUGGACUAUGAUUAUUGUUUUAUAUCAAACAAUACUUAUCACGGUGAUCUCUUACGUGACGCUCAGCUGCCAACUGAAACCGGAGCGUCACGAGCUACACGAGCUCACCCUCAUGAAGCUGCUAUACCUGUACGACCCUCAAGCCUGCUCAAGGAUCUACUUCUAUAAUUACACCGAAGUGAGAGACUUCAAGCAGGUAUUCUCUAAUAUCGUCUGGCCGCUGAAGAACCACGUCGCUGCCAGUUUCCGGAGUAAACUUAAGCUGUGGCUGAGUCUCCACAUGUUCUGGACGAUCUUUGCAUUCGGGAAUAUGAUCAUCGUGGAGCAGCCCUGCAAGUUUUACACAGCCCUGCUGCCGUUCACGGCGACGGGCGCCGUCAUGCUUGUCGUGGACUUUAUUCAGGCGACCGUCUUCAUCAAGGACUCUAGAUACACCAGGACUGAAGGUGAACUUCUAAUGUACAUAAGUGAUGUCAGCGCUGUAAACCUAACUAUCAUGGACAAGAAGUACCAGACGUUGCAGUCUUCGGAUGAUAUCUCCUGGAUAGCGCUGGUGAUGGCAUACGCGAGUUCCAGAGGUAUUGUUCAAUGGAUUAUCAACUACUGGAUGAUUAAGGACAACUUCUUUGAAGGAUUGGGGCUAUACCGUCGAUUUAAUGCAAGACGAGCACUUCUCAAUGCGCCGAAAACUCUUGAUGUUUAAUGAAUUAAAAACGUCUUAGUAUUAAUUUUAGUAUUAAAUUCAUAUCAUAGCUGAGAGUCACAAACGUAUUUAUUAGCAAAAUUAAUAGAGAAAUUUGGCGUUGUCACACUAGAUGAUUCUAUCAACCAGUGUGCAGGUUUCCUCACGAUGUU
This is a messenger RNA of Plodia interpunctella (Indianmeal moth), 954 nucleotides long. RefSeq lists its product as uncharacterized. The record is from RefSeq and is a predicted model, not a curated record. Bases 83 to 802 code for a protein of 239 amino acids. NCBI's taxonomy places the organism in Eukaryota, Metazoa, Arthropoda, Insecta, Lepidoptera, Pyralidae. The transcript has 5 exons.